Molecule: messenger RNA, 1814 nt
Organism: Sesamum indicum (sesame)
Lineage: Eukaryota; Viridiplantae; Streptophyta; Magnoliopsida; Lamiales; Pedaliaceae
Product: phenolic glucoside malonyltransferase 1
Source: RefSeq, a predicted model, not a curated record
AUACAAUAAUGAUUUGUUGUGGGCUUAGGCAGCAUUAAUGAUAUUAAAUUCUCCGCAUCGUUUUCUGAUCACUGACCAGCGCCAGACUCAGAUCCCGAACCUCCAUGGCUACAAUUCUUGAACGCUCUCAAAUCUCACCGGCGCUGGACUCGGCGCCGGAGUUCUCUCUCCCGAUUGUAUUUUUCGAUAUGGUAUGGUAUGGGUUCGCAGCAAAUCAAAGUGUUCUAUUCUUUGAGUUUCCUUGUUCAAAAUCCCAUUUCGUUGAAACCAUUAUUCCUGACCUCAAAAGUUCCCUCUCCCUCACUCUCAGUCAAUUUCUCCCACUUGCCGGAAACAUCAUUCAUCCUCUCAACCCUGGAGAUAAGCUCGUCUUACGUUAUGAAACUGGGAAUUCAGUUUCUUUUACAGUUUCUGAGUCCACCGCUGAUCUCAAUCACCUUGUCGGAAAUGAUCCUCGUGUUUGUGAUGAAUUCUAUGCUUUUGCCCCUCAUUUGCCCCCAGCUACCAAUUCGGAAAGCUCCAGUUCUUGUCCUGUUUUAGCUCUCCAAGUAACAUUAUUCCCUGGACAGGGCCUGUGCAUCGGGUUUGUAACUCACCACGCUGUGGCCGAUGCCAGCACGGUUGUGUCGUUUAUGCAGGCCUGGGCUCUGAUCAACAGAAGCAAGCCCAAUAGGACUGAUAAUAUUCGUGAUCUGUUGACAGAAGGAAAUUUGUUGCAAUUUUACGAUAGAAAAGCCGUGACCAAUAUCAAUGGGCUGGAUGACAUAUACUGGCACGAGAUUGUAGAAUGUUCUUGUCCCGCAGAGCCCCCGUCGGUGGAACUUCCGAUCAACAAGCUCCGCGCAACAUUUGUUCUCAAGAAAGAGGAUAUCCAAAGGCUGAAGAAUUUCGUUUUGGCCAAGUGUCCCAACAUCGGUCAUCUUUCGUCUUUCACCAUCAUUUGUGCGCUGGUAUGGGUCUGCUCGGCAAAGUCAGCGGCACCAAGUGGAGAGCACGUCCCAGACGACGAGCCCGAGUACUUCGGCUUUGUGGCAGAUUGCCGGGGAAGAUUGAAUCCACCGUUGCCUGCUAAUUAUUUCGGAAACUGUGUGGCCCUUGUGAAGGCUGAGCUAAAUCACGGAGAAGUAAAGGGAAACGAUGGAUUUGUAAUGGCAGCAAAGGCCAUCGGAGAGGCUAUCAAAGAAACUGUUUACUCUGAGAAGGGAGUUUUGUACGGCGCUGAGAAAUGGCCGGAUGAAUACGGGAAGUUGGUGGGAAAGAGACAGUAUGGGGUGGCUGGAUCACCGAGGUUCAACUUUUACGCGGUGGAUUACGGGUGGGGAAAGCCCAAGAAAUUUGAAGCAUUGUUCAUUGAUGGUGGAGGAUCCAUUUCACUAUGCAAAUCCAGGGACUUUGAGGGUGGUCUGGAGAUCGGCUUGUCGAAGCCAAAGGUUCAAAUGGAUGCUUUUACCACAGUUUUUAAGGAAAUCCUUGAAAGUUUGUUGCCAUGAAAUUUUGCACCUUGCACAUUAUGUUCCGUCAGAGUUUUUGCUGUUAAUCUCUGUAUCUGAAUUCCAAGCAACGAAACAAUUAAGGUAAGAUUGCUCCGUCUUCAACGCCCUGUCUCAAAGUGACAACCAAAGCUUUGCCCAAUGUUUUUCCUUUUCUUUCUUGUUCUCUUUCUGUAAGGACAACGUUGAUGUCCGAAUAAGUUGUAACCACUUGAAUUAUAAUUAGAGUUGGGUUUAUCAAUGCGAUCUUCUUAAAGGUAAUAAGGAGUUUAUUCUUGAACUUCAAUAUAUGGCUCAAUCUGGAGAAUAAAGGAUAGAAUUAGA